Messenger RNA from Cottoperca gobio, 811 nucleotides. RefSeq names its product sperm microtubule inner protein 7 (gene spmip7). The transcript has 5 exons. The coding region runs from base 93 to 437 and encodes 114 amino acids. NCBI's taxonomy places the organism in Eukaryota, Metazoa, Chordata, Actinopteri, Perciformes, Bovichtidae. The record is from RefSeq and is a predicted model, not a curated record.
GGCGGCAGCUUCGAUCGAGGAAUGAUGCCAAGAAACCCAUAUCAUUCUGCAGUGGAUGUCCGAGGUCAGGUCAAAUCCCUCUGUACACUGGUAUGAUCGGCUCUGAGAACAUGCACAACAUCGACAACAUGAACGAAUCCUUUCACCCACUAACCCUGAAGAGGAGCGUCGUGCCCCCGUAUGCGCCCACAGCACGCCGAACCACCAUCCCUGGAUAUACAGGCAAGGCUGCUUAUGCAAACUCUGGUGCUGAUGCUGCAGUCUCUGUCCCACCUGUCUCCAGUCCUGCACGCUCCUCUGGGACAAUCAGAGAAUCGGGGCACCCUACUUUUGGCCACGCGGCGCCCCUGUCUCGAAUGGUGACCGCCACGACCCCCUGCAACCCCUUCCUGAGACCUGCGCUUCCUGUCACACACAAGCACGCGAGGAGGCAUUAGACAAAGGCGAUGAGAAAGUUUUGAAGGUGUCAGCUUCCUUUUUAUACCAUCCAAUCUGUUUAUAUGAAUACGUCUAUAAUGAUGUGAUGUCAGUGACUGAUUCAGAGUGAGUGGGAGAAUAAUGAGAUGCCCCAUUAUCAUAAUUUCCCUGAUUUAGAUGAGUGGUUUUCUAACUCUGGGUAGUGAGCUCUUGCAUUGUCCUCUUAAACAUUCGCUCUCUCACUAACUCACUCGCUCACUGUGCGUGAGUGUGAGUGUGUGUGUGUGUGUGUGUGUGUGUGUGUGUGUGUGUGUGUGUGUGUGUGUGUUUAUAUCAGCCCACAAACACUGUUUCCGUCAUGAGGGGUAAAAAGAGACCAAACAGAGAUAAUAUU